Molecule: messenger RNA, 1929 nt
Organism: Impatiens glandulifera
Lineage: Eukaryota; Viridiplantae; Streptophyta; Magnoliopsida; Ericales; Balsaminaceae
Product: pre-mRNA-splicing factor SLU7
Exons: 9
Coding region: 140-1768 (542 amino acids)
Biological process (GO): mRNA splicing, via spliceosome
Cellular component (GO): spliceosomal complex
Molecular function (GO): pre-mRNA 3'-splice site binding
Source: RefSeq, a predicted model, not a curated record
UCUAACCUUCCAUCCAUAUCUCUUUAAUCUCCAUAACUCCACGGCCUCAUCAAAGAUCAAGUUCAAUCAAUUCCUGCAAAAAUACUUCAAAUUUCGAAUCUAAGAAUUGCGAGGUAGCUGCAUCUAGAUAAGAUUCGACAUGGCAACUGCAUCAGUGGCAUUCAAAUCCCGAGAGGACCAUAGGAAGCAAUUGGAGUUGGAGGAAGCUCGUAAGGCUGGGCUUGCUCCGGCAGAGGUUGAUGAAGAUGGAAAGGAAAUUAAUCCUCAUAUUCCUCAGUAUAUGUCAUCUGCACCUUGGUAUCUUAAUGCUGAGAGACCUAGUUUGAAACAUCAAAGGAAGUGGAAAUCAGAUCCGAAUUAUUCCAAAUCGUGGUAUGAUAGAGGUGCAAAGGUAUUUCAGGCUGAAAAGUUCAGGAAAGGCGCUUGUGAAAAUUGUGGUGCCAUCACCCAUGAUAAGAAAGCGUGUAUGGAGAGGCCUCGGAAAAUGGGUGCAAAAUGGACCGAUAAAAACAUAGCACCUGAUGAGAAAGUUGAAAGUUUUGAGUUGGAUUAUGAUGGCAAGAGGGAUCGCUGGAACGGUUAUGAUGCUGCCAGUUAUGCAUAUAUCAUUGAGAGAUAUGAAGCAAGAGAUGAAGCUAGAAAGACUUUUUUGAAGGAGAAACAGUUGAAGAAAUUGGAGAAGAAUAAUAAUCAAGAAGGUGAAGGUGGUGAUGGUGAUGCUGAAGAUGCAAGCAGUGAUGAUGAAGACAAUGAAGAUUCUCUAAAGGUUGAUGAAGCCAAGGUUGAUGAAAGCAAGCAGAUGGAUUUUGCUAAGGUUGAGAAGCGUGUGCGUACAACUGGGGGAGGUAGUACGGGAACUGUCAGGAACUUGCGUAUUCGAGAAGAUACAGCAAAAUAUCUUCUCAAUCUUGAUGUGAAUUCUGCCCAUUACGAUCCUAAGACCCGUUCCAUGCGUGAAGAUCCUCUUCCAGAUAUGGAUCCAAACGAGAAAUUCUAUGUUGGGGAUAACCAGAACAGAUUGAGCGGACAAGCUUUGGAAUUCAAGCAGUUGAACAUCCAUGCUUGGGAAGCAUUUGAUAAGGGACACGAUGUCCACAUGCAAGCAGCCCCAUCACAAGCUGAAUUGCUUUUCAAAAAUUAUAAAAUCAAUAAGGAGAAACUGAAAAGCCAAGUGAAGGAGACAAUCAUGGAGAAGUAUGGGAAUGCAGCAUCCGAGGAAUCCCUCCCAAGAGAACUUCUAUUGGGACAGAGUGAAAGAGAAGUUGAAUAUGACCGUGCUGGAAGGAUUGUAAAGGGCCAGGAGAUGGCAAUUCCAAGAAGCAAGUACGACGAAGAUAUUUAUAUUAACAACCAUACAAGUGUUUGGGGUUCUUGGUGGAAGGACUACCAUUGGGGUUAUAAAUGCUGUAAGCAGAUAAUUAGAAACAGUUAUUGCACUGGUGCUGCUGGCAUUGAAGCAGCUGAGGCUGCAGUUGAUCUCAUGAAGGCUAACAUUGCCCGUAAAGAAGCUGCUGAAGAAACUCCUUUAGUAUCUGAGAAUAAGAAGAUGGUCACUUGGGGCACUGAUGUCCCUGAUGAUCUGGUUCUGGAUGAGAAAUUACUAAAGGAAGCACUACUUAAGGAGGAAGAAAGGAAGACGGAAGAGAAAAAUGAGAGGAAGAGGAAAUACAAUGUCAAAUGGAAUGACCAGGUUACGAACGAGGAUAUGGAAGCUUAUCGGAUGAAGAGGCUCCAUCACGAUGACCCGAUGAAGGAUUUCCUAAACUAAAUUUCAGUGUCAUUAAGUGAUGUUUCUUUUUGUUGUCUGUGUUUGAUGUUGGCUUAUGGUUGUUUUUCAACUAUGAAUCUGAAGAAAGAUAGUACUUCUAGAAUAAUUGAAAUAUGACAAGUUUGUAAUUACAUGGUUAUGGUCUCAUUUAUAAACACUUA